This is a messenger RNA of Rhipicephalus sanguineus (brown dog tick), 4892 nucleotides long. RefSeq names its product integrator complex subunit 2. Lineage: Eukaryota; Metazoa; Arthropoda; Arachnida; Ixodida; Ixodidae. Bases 30 to 3569 code for a protein of 1179 amino acids. The transcript is spliced from 21 exons. Gene Ontology annotation, biological process: snRNA 3'-end processing. The record is from RefSeq and is a predicted model, not a curated record. Gene Ontology annotation, cellular component: integrator complex.
ACUACACAGUUUGCGUUUGACUGUUCACAAUGGCGAGAGAAGACUUUGCCUCCGGCUGCAAAGUUCCCGUUGCACCUCGAGCGUACGACGCGAUCCAAAAUGUUGACGUCGAUAGCUUGGCCGCCCUGCCGGAAUGGGAGCUACGGCCCCUGCUGCCAUGUCUCGUUCGCAUGGCGUUGUGUUCCCCCCUGGAUCAACGCAAGGAGUGGGGACAGAAAAAGAAAACUGUGCUUAAGAUACUGUCCGGCAUUGAGCUCGUCAAUUCGCUCGUGGCCCUGCUGUCUAUCGAUUUCCACGCCCUCGAACUUGACGUGAAGAAGGAGCAACAACUUCGACUGAAGCUUGGACCUCACUCAGGGGAUAGUAUAUUGGUAUCGUCGCUCCAAAAUUCCUUGGCACUCGAGUUCGAAAGGAGUGACGCUGCCAGGAAGUUGCGACUGGUGCUCAGCGAGCUUUUGGCUUUCAUUGCUCAAGUCAAGGAUAGCCGAAGUGAGCCAGGCACGAAGAAUUCGGACCUGUUCGAUAAUGAUGUCUACCUGGACGAAGUUGCAGAUGUAAUGUGCAUUGCUCAUGCAGAACUCCCGGGAAUUCUGCACAUUCAGGACAUUGCAGAAACGCUGAUUCACCUCCGGAAUGGGCCAGACCUCCUCUGUCGACUCAUAGCCAAUGCUCCGGACAGUUUCUCUGAGGUGUGCCUUGCCCUGAUCUCCAAUGGUGACAAGCAAGAUGAGGAUACUAUGGGUGGCUGUGUACGCAUGCAUGCUCUGCAUCUGCUCUGUAGGAUGAACCCAGCGCAGUCACUGGUGGUGCGGGCAAAAGCGGUGGAGCUGUGCCGAAUGCCUGGCCUGGCUGUCCUGCUGAGCUUGGAUCACUGCCACAGCACUGAGCAGAACGACGAGCUCAGUUCUGCUGGGGACUUGGUGGCCUUUGUGAGCGGCCUCUUGUUGGGCAGUGAUGACAAAGUUCGCACAUGGUUUGCCCAGUACGUGCGAAGUUGCCAGAAGAAAGGAGAAUCGGGAAAGGGCAGCACCCUGCAGGCCCUGCGGAAGGAGCUGCUGUCACGGCUGCAAGGUUUGCUCCUCUCCAGCCUCGAGCAGCACGACUUGCCCGACUGUAGGGUGGUGCAGGCCAAUGCCCUGCUGCGCCUCUUCUGCGCCCUCAGGGGCAUUGCCGCUCUCAAGUUCACAGAAGACGAGAUAGUGGUUUUGAUGCAGCUGCUGACGUCGCACCCUCCUCCGAGCGCAGCCGGCAUCCGGUUUGUGUCGCUCGGACUGUGCAUGCUGCUGGCCUGCCCGUCUCUAGUCUCCAGCCAGGAGCACGAGCGCCAGGCAACUCAGUGGAUACGCUGGCUCAUGAAGGAGGAGAGCUACUUUGGCAGGACGAGUGGUGUGAGUGCUUCCUUCGGGGAGAUGUUGCUGCUGAUAGCGAUCCACUUUCACAGCAACCAGCUCACGCCCAUAGCCGACCUGGUGUGCUCUACGCUGGGCAUGAAGAUACCCAUUCGACCCAACAGCCUGGCCAAGAUGAAGACCAUCUUUACCCAAGAACUCUUCACUGACCAGGUGGUUACGGCACAUGCGGUCAAAGUCGCAGUGACCCCAAACCUCAAUGCCAACACUGCAGGCUUCCUUCCAGUUCACUGCAUCUACCAGCUUCUCAAGAGCAGGGCAUUCACCAAGCACAAGGUGCGCAUCAAGGACUGGGUGUUCAAGCAGAUCUGUGCCAGCACGGCCCCCCUGCACCCGAUCCUUCCGGCGUUGGUUGAGGUGUACGUCAACUCUGUCAUCGUGCCCAGCUGCAAGAACUCGGCCCAGGAGAUGACCAACGAGCCACUGUCCGAGGAGGAGAUCGCUUCCAUGUUCGGCACUUCUCUUCAGGAUGGCAAAGCACCCAAUGGUGGGAAACCGGGUUCGGGUGCCCGAGAUGACAAUGGGGAUAUGACGGUACCUCAACUGCUCCUACUGUAUUACUUACUGCUGUAUGAGGACACCCGACUGAACAACAUGAAGGCCAUUGUGUCCUCUGGUCGCAAGGUGAAGCGAUACGGGGCUGAAUUGCUGUCCCAGCUGCCCAUCCGGUAUUUAGUGAUGCGGGCGCAGCGGGAGGAGCGCUAUGCGGGCCUCUUCCCACCACUGCUGCGCCUGCUAGCCUCGCACCAUCCGCACCUCUGCAUGGUGGACGACUGGCUCCGCGGCGAAAGUGCCGCUGCGGUCACCGCCCUGCCGCACCGUCGCUUUGGACCACGGUUGGGGCCAAGGGCACCGUGCACUGUGCCCAGCCUUGCACAAGCCUUCAGCCGCUUGCACAAGUGUCCCAUCGACCUGAUGUCACAGCUGGACCGGCUGAACACGAUGCCGCUGCCCCAGCUUUGGCCCUAUGCCCAGCCACUGGUCUCUAACCUACCUCUCCUCCUCGAGGAAGGAUGCCCAAGACAGGUGAUGGAGCGAGCAAAGCAGGUGUGGUGGCGGUUGAACGAAGUGUUCCCUCGCCGACUCUGGGUGCUGACUGCCAACGCUCUGAGGCUUCCCUGCCGCAUGCGACCUCUCACCUUGGACGACCUCGUCCUGGAUCCUCUGCAUGUCCUGCGAUGUGACACCCGCGUCUUCAGGUGUGCCCCGGUGCUGGAACUGGUGCUGCACAUGCUUCGUGCCCUUCUGGCCGCUUCACGCACGCACCUCAGCCACCACCAGCUGGAGCAUCCCAUCCUGUCGGCACAGGGAGGCACACAGCUUCCACCUCCCUCCGUGCUUCCUGCGUCUACAGUGGCGGGGGGAACGGCAGCGCCUCCGGGGCUCGACAAGGGCUGCUCAGAGGCGGAGAAGGACCGGGAAGAGCUGCGGCUGGCCCUGGUGGCUGCCCAGGAGAGCGCCGCCGUCCAGAUACUGCUGGAGUGCUGCCUGCCCACAGAUGCCGAGAAGAGUGCCAGCGAUGGCUUCCUGACGGACCUUCGGGAUGUGCGCACUCUCGUCUGCACACACCUGCACCAGAUGUUCAUCGCCGAUCCCAACUUGGUUCGACUGGUCCAUUUCCAGGGCUAUCCCAGUGAUCUCUUGCCCGUAUCAGUAUCACUCAUCCCAUCGAUGCACAUAUGUCUGGAUUUCAUACCAGAAUUGCUGAGCCAACCUCACUUGGAGAAACAGGUUUUUGCCAUUGAAUUGGCAUCCUACCUUUGCCUGCAGUAUUCCAUCGCCAAGUCGCUCAGCAUCGCUCGCUUGUGCAUCAACGUAACGCACACACUAUUAGGAGUGCUUCCGAGCUAUCAGCGGCCCCUGCUGUUUCUGCCCGCGCUGCCCGCCCUGGUACGCAUGUGCCAAGCCUUCCCUCCGCUGGCCGAGGACGUGGCAGUGCUGCUUCUACAGCUGGGCCGUGUCUGCCUUUCCCAGGAAUGCACCACUGCACCACCUCAGCUGGGUUUCUCGGCCAACCAGCUGGAGAAGUCCGCAGCCAACAUAGACGAGAAGGAGGUCCUUGAAGGUCGCGUUCCAAGCAAUAGUGCCCUCUGUGGUGCGAUCCAGAAGUCUUUUGCAGACUUGUGCGACAAUGCAGUGCUCAAUCGGACCAUCUACUAGACCGACUACAGUGGCCAAACCGUGUGGUCGCUGGAAUUGCCAAUGUGCCUCCUGCUUUGUACAGGCCCGAUAGGCGCAUUCAUUCAACUUGCCGAACUGGUUGCCCACAUCGCAUACGUUGUUGAGGGACAUGUGCCUCAGAAUCUAGGCAUUUCCCGUAAUAGUAGUACCCACCCAAGGCCAAGGUGUUCAAUUUUUUUUUAUGGGUAUAUGGGGCAUAUAAUAUUUACUCACAUGGAUCGCAUCACUAACGACAUCACAUUCUUCAUGCAUCUAUUGUAAAUAGGUCUCCAAUUUGUGUAGGUAAGAGCCCAUGGAGUAAACUUUUUUUUUUUUUACUUUGUAGAUUCACGUUUCCUGAUGCAGUUCUUGUCCGGUGUAAGUCAUCAAGUCUCCUUGUUUAUUGCGCUUGCCAUGUUGCCUAAUUUAUACCAUUAAAAGUUGAAGAAAGAAAUGGAGUGUUCACUGUGUUGAAUUUCUAGCAGCACAUUUUGUAAAGGUUCAUUGUGGCUAACUUUUGGCACGUGUCUUCAUCGCCUCAACAUUUCUUUAGAACCUUUGUUAUCUGAAUAAGCUGCCAGCAAUUGUGGUUGCACUGUUAUUAAAUUUUGCUGCAGUUGCGUGCAAGAACCCCUUGUACCCCCGUUCCACUGACCGUUUUUGCGGCUGCGCUUCUCAUAAUUUGAUGGUCUGCACAAUGGUGUCAUCCCUCGUGUUAGACGCAGUGGGUCUGGCACCACAUGUGAACAUUCCUUUUGUUUGUGUUCUGCACGCUACAGUAUCCCCGAAUAUUGCCUGCACAAUGACAUUGUUGCCUUUUUAAGAAGUGCCUGUUUAAGAAGGCUGUGUUUUCUGGCGCUACUGUUGCGUCUCAAAAACUCCAUUGACGGAUGUCUUGCCUCCGUGCGACCAGCAAAGCAGAUUGGUUGGAGAUUAUACGAGCCAAAAUCUUAUUAUCCGGCUACGCAGGCCUGAAAGCUUACUGAGCUGGAGUUAACCUGUUUUGAACUGCACCUCAUUGAAAGUCUCGUCCCGGCCAAACACUAUCCGCGCCGUGCCGGACGCUGCCAGCAUGGUCACGCUGCGUGGCGCCAUCUCACGAAGGAGGCGGCGCAAAACCCACGCCGCGAAACUCGCGGACAAGGGUGCAGGCAAUCGUUUCGGCACCUAAAUAUGACAGUCGAAAAAUAAAAUUGCAGCAUACUAGAACAUACACGUUCACUGAUAUUGUGAGCAAACACUAGGUACUCGAAAGCAAUGUAAUGGCGCUAACUUCUAACGACAUUAUGUUCCUCGAUCGGCGACUUCCGGCCCGCUUCUUGG